This is a messenger RNA of Haliotis rufescens (red abalone), 1005 nucleotides long. RefSeq lists its product as uncharacterized. Bases 101 to 583 code for a protein of 160 amino acids. NCBI's taxonomy places the organism in Eukaryota, Metazoa, Mollusca, Gastropoda, Lepetellida, Haliotidae. The transcript is spliced from 5 exons. The record is from RefSeq and is a predicted model, not a curated record. Gene Ontology annotation, cellular component: lysosome; extracellular region. Gene Ontology annotation, biological process: cell-matrix adhesion. Gene Ontology annotation, molecular function: calcium ion binding.
AUGUCAAUGAUGCUGCUUCUCUUGGUCACUUUGUCCUGUCUGGCGGCCAUCAAAGGCUCAGCCCACACCUUGCUGUAUUGCCAAUCAAUGGUCAGCCACGAUGUUCGACGUUAGCCAGCCCUCCCAAGGAAAUAGUAUAACGGCUGACUUCUACUAUGACUUCGACAGAAUAGCCACUGCCACCCAGUACUAUAAGGACGGAUCAUCUCAACGUGUGAAAUCAAACAGAGUUGUCAUAUCGUACGUCAAGAAAACACGCUACGACAUCUACGCUGACGGCACAUGCAGCCAGACUGCCGCCCCUUACCAGUUUGUGCCAAACUGCAUUUCAGGCGAGAGUACAUAUCUUGGAUCUAGCUAUGUCGGCACCAAGGCAAGCGGGAUGAAAACGGACACCUGGUUCUAUCCUUUCGGUCCCCUCAACUACACCGUUAGCUAUACAAAUCCCGGCUGCAUCCUAACAUUCCAGGGAGUCGUCGAUACAGCACAAUCUCCACCAGUAGAUACAGUGGUAUACUUCAACGGAUAUAUAAAAGGCAUCAAGAAUCCAGAUGCUUUCGGCGUCCCCCUCUCCUGUCAGUAGCAAGGCAACUGCCAAGAUUGCAAAUUGUCUGUGAUCCUUGAUUGUUGGCCUUUUCAGUUUUAAUAUUUACAAAUGACUUUUGAUCAAUACAUAUAUUUCAAAGUAUUCUAUUUGUAUGUUGUCAAUUGGCAGUGUAAUACUAUGAGUCGUGACCAGUACAAAUAGGUGAACAAUGUAUAACUUGGAGUACUCUGCAACAAUAGCAGGCGGGCAGUGUAUUGACUGAGGUUCACCACAACAGUGGAUGAGGUACUCUGAGAGAGUAGUAGGUCAACAGUGUUGUGCCUCUGUUUCAGUGUUAAUAUACAUGAUCUUGUUUGGGUCAUCCAAUCGAGCUGGUUUCUUUGCCGACAUCUAAUCCGUAUGUUGUUGUUUGCAUGUGAUUCUUUAAUGUCCCUAUAUUGUCUGAUGGAAAAUAACCC